Staurois parvus is the source of this 504-nucleotide messenger RNA. The record is from the annotation of a GenBank genome assembly. NCBI's taxonomy places the organism in Eukaryota, Metazoa, Chordata, Amphibia, Anura, Ranidae.
GCAUUCACUAUAUCUGGUCUCCCCGGACCCUGCAUUCACUAUAUCUGGUCUCCCCGGACCCUGCAUUCACUAUAUCUGGUCUCCCAGGACCCUGCAUUCACUAUAUCUGGUCUCCCAGGACCCUGCAUUCACUAUAUCUGGUCUCCCCAGACCCCGCAUUCACUAUAUCUGGUCUCCCCAGAUCCUGCAUUCACUAUAUCUGGUCUCCCCGGACCCCGCAUUCACUAUAUCUGGUCUCCCCAGAUCCUGCAUUCACUAUAUCUGGUCUCCCCGGACCCUGCAUUCACUAUAUCUGGUCUCCCCGGACCCUGCAUUCACUAUAUCUGGUCUCCCCGGACCCUGCAUUCACUAUAUCCGGUCUCCCCGGACCCUGCAUUCACUAUAUCUGGUCUCCCCGGACCCUGCAUUCACUAUAUCCGGUCUCCCUGGACCCUACAUUCACUAUAUCUGGUCUCCCUGGACCCUGCAUUCACUAUAUCUGAUCUCCCACAGCAUACAGAACAU